Messenger RNA from Eimeria necatrix, 600 nucleotides. RefSeq names its product protein serine/threonine phosphatase, putative / sortilin. Gene Ontology annotation, molecular function: hydrolase activity. The transcript has 4 exons. The record is from RefSeq and is a predicted model, not a curated record. NCBI's taxonomy places the organism in Eukaryota, Apicomplexa, Conoidasida, Eucoccidiorida, Eimeriidae. The annotation marks the transcript as partial.
AUGGAUAUUUUCAAGGAAGAGGACAUAGUCCUCGACCUGCGCGCUCCCAUAAAGAUAUACGGGGACAUCCACGGCCAGUACUACGACUUAAUGCGUUUAUUUCAUCUUUAUAAAAUGCCUGUGGCCGAAGAAGAAGCAGAAGAGUACCACAGCAGCAGCAGGGGCCCCCUGGGGGCCCCCGGGGCCCCGGGGGCCCCCCCCCGCCCCUGCGGGGACAUUGACUCUACGGAUUAUCUUUUCUUGGGGGAUUAUGUGGACCGGGGGAGUCACUCUUUGGAGAUCAUUUGCCUCCUUUUCGCCCUCAAAGUGAAGUACCCGCAGCAGGUGCACCUGCUGCGGGGCAACCACGAAGACCCCGCAAUAAACGCCCUUUACGGCUUUCAGGCGGAGUGCCGGCGGCGCCUCCGCGAAGACCCGCUGGCCGCCAACUCUUGCUGGCAGUCCUUCAACGCGGCCUUCGAGUGGCUGCCGCUGGCCGCGCUCGUCGACGGCCGCAUUUUCUGCGUCCACGGCGGCCUCGGCGCCGCCGUCCACUCUUUGGCGCAGCUGCGCCAACUCACGCGGCCCCUCAAGGUGCCCCAGGUGCCCCAGACUCCCCAG